AUGGGGCUUGCGAGAAUCUGGGCAACCAUUCUCAUGACGCCUUGUGCAUAUUUCUGGGGAAGGAAAUGGAAUUUACUGGACUUGGUCACAGCUGCGAUGUUCGUGUCGAUCCAUAUCCUUUGUUUAUUUGCGCCCUUUUAUCUCAGCUGGACUGGGUUUUUCCUCGCUCUGGUUCUCGGUAAUACCACAGCAAUGGCAGUAACUCUGUCUUACCACAGAAACCUUGCGCACAGGAGUUUCAGGCUUCCCAAGUUUCUUGAGUACUUCUUUGCCUAUAUCGCCGUCCUUUCGGGUCAUGGUAGCCCGAUUGAGUGGGUGAGUACACACCGCCACCACCAUCAGUAUACGGAUACAGAGAAAGAUGCUCACAGCCCUCUGAAGGGUUUCUGGUUUAGCCAUAUGGGAUGGAUUCUUGAUAGCAAUAGGCGUUUUGGAAGAUAUGGAGGACUAAGGAAUGUUGACGAUUUGAAAAGGCAGUCAUUCUAUAAGUUUCUUCAUCAUACGUUUCUUCUACACUCGUUUAUUCUGGGUGUAAUUCUAUAUGCCGUUGGUGGGUUUCCCUUCAUCGUUUGGGGAAUGGGAGUGAGGAUGGUCGCUGUUUACCACGGCAGUUUAGCAGUGAAUUCGGCUGGUCACACAUGGGGGUAUCAAGCUUGGAAUACCGGCGAUCUAUCUAAGAACCUCUGGUGGUUGGGAGUGCUUGCAGAUGGAGAAGGAUGGCACAACAAUCACCACGCUUUCGAAUACUCGGCUCGGCUAGGCCUUGAAUGGUGGCAGAUUGAUACAACUUGGUACUUCAUAAAAUUUCUUGAAGUUCUAGGGUUAGCAACUGAGGUAAAACAACCAUCUGAAGCUCAAAAGAAACGCAAAGCCUUAGAGGCGAAAACCACCAUAGCCUCUCAUGAAAUAAGCUAUGGAGAUUAA
Messenger RNA from Argentina anserina (silverweed cinquefoil), 924 nucleotides. RefSeq names its product palmitoyl-monogalactosyldiacylglycerol delta-7 desaturase, chloroplastic-like. The coding region runs from base 1 to 924 and encodes 307 amino acids. The transcript is spliced from 5 exons. Lineage: Eukaryota; Viridiplantae; Streptophyta; Magnoliopsida; Rosales; Rosaceae. Gene Ontology annotation, biological process: lipid metabolic process. Gene Ontology annotation, cellular component: endoplasmic reticulum membrane. Gene Ontology annotation, molecular function: oxidoreductase activity, acting on paired donors, with oxidation of a pair of donors resulting in the reduction of molecular oxygen to two molecules of water. The record is from RefSeq and is a predicted model, not a curated record.